Etheostoma cragini (Arkansas darter) is the source of this 2013-nucleotide messenger RNA. RefSeq names its product G protein-coupled receptor 25 (gene gpr25). The record is from RefSeq and is a predicted model, not a curated record. Gene Ontology annotation, molecular function: G protein-coupled receptor activity. The transcript has a single exon. Gene Ontology annotation, cellular component: membrane. Gene Ontology annotation, biological process: G protein-coupled receptor signaling pathway; immune response. The coding region runs from base 100 to 1155 and encodes 351 amino acids. NCBI's taxonomy places the organism in Eukaryota, Metazoa, Chordata, Actinopteri, Perciformes, Percidae.
UUCACAGUCAAUAUCUAGUAGCAGCAUGUUGACAUUGUCAGACUAACCACCCAGCUACACAUACAACCGAUGCACUGCAGAACUCUGUGAUCUCUCAGGAUGGACACCUACACAGAAGAUGAAAGUUAUGAUUACUACAGUGACAACUUUACCUAUGAUGGUUUAUUUAACUGCUCUGGCUCACACCUGCAUGGCUCCAACAUCUUCCUGCCCGUACUGUAUUACCUCAUAUUUUUUACAGGCUUUUUGGGCAACAUCUUUGUUAUCUCAGUCGUGGGAAGCAAAGGGAGGAGAGGUGGGCGUCUAGUGGACACUUUUGUUGUCAACUUGGCCCUGGCCGACCUCAUCUUUGUCCUCACGCUGCCUCUGUGGGCGAUCUCUGCAAGCCAGAGUGGCUAUUGGGACUUUGGGAGAAUUGGGGACCUGCUGUGUAAACUGAGCAGCUACAUCAUAGCUGUGAACCGCUUCUCUAACAUCUUUUUUCUCACCUGCAUGAGUGUUGAUCGUUACCUGGCUGUGGUGAAGCUGAUGGACUCAAGGUACCUCAGGAGCAGCAGGUGCAUUCGUGCCACUUGUAAUGCCGUGUGGUUGAGCUCGCUGGUGCUUGGCAUCCCAUCCCUGGUGUACCGCAGAGUGGAGCCGUCCAGUGAUGGACUCUACUGCGUUGAAGAUAACAACUCAAGUUUUUUUCUUGGCCUGAGUCUCACCAUGGCUUUCCUCACCUUUGUCUUCCCAGUGUUAAUAAUUGUGCUCUGCUACGGCAACAUCAUUGUGCAUCUUAACCAACACUGUGCUGCAAAUCCUCGAGCUGAAGCCCGUCGCAGACACUCUUUCAAGAUGGUCCUCGCCAUCAUAGUGGCCUUCGUGGUGUCCUGGCUCCCCUUCAACGUCUUCAAAGUUAUUAUAAUCAGCUCACAUCUCUUAAACGCUGAUUUGAGUUGUGAAAGAGUUGUGUGGCAAAGAAACGGGUUCCGCGUCUCGUGCUGCCUGGCCUUCCUCAACAGCUGUGUGAAUCCAGCCAUUUACUUUUUCUUGGACCAUCACUUCAGACGGCGGGCCGAGCUCCUGUACAAGAACUGCAUAGGGCAGCCAAAAUUGCCGCGGAGCCAAAACUCCUCAGCUUCAUUCACCAAUGUUGGCACUUCAGAGAGCUAAGGAACAACUGGUGGGAGAACCCAGCUGCAGGUUGAGUUGGAGGAGAAUACAUAACUCUUUUCUUUUACUUUGAAUGUAGAAAUGUUACUAUUUGAUUAUUAGUACAUGACAGCUUGUCACGUUAAUUCUUAUAAUGAGAGACUUUGUGCAUAAUUCCCACAAAGGAUGUUUAAAUAUAAAUUUAUAUCAGAUUCAAAGCAAGAAAAGUGUUUUUUUCAAUUAGUGACAUAAUGUGACUUUCCUUUGUCGUACAUUUCCUUCAUUCAACUUUUCUACAAAUAUUGAACAUGCUGUUUAUACUUCUCAUACUGUAUAGUGUAUAGGCUUGUGUGAAAACCCUUAGCAAUUUUUGCAGCAUUAGUAGAAUGCAAUUAUAUAAAUUUAGAGGUGUAAAUAAAAACAAUUGUAUAUAUACUGAAGGCAAUAAUUUAACGUUGUUGUUGAUGAUUUAUGAAAUGUAAAUACAGUAUUCUGUUGUGAUAAAGAAUUAAAUAAAUGUGUGUAUUUGCAAGUUUUUAACUGAGGAAACCAUGAUGUUUUUUAUUGGUAAAAAUGUAAUAAUAAAAUAAAUAAAUUAUGAAGAUAAGGUAUUGAAUCAAAUGAAAGAAAUCUGCCAAAGACAAUUGUUAAUAAAGGAUGACAGAGUUUAAGGUCAUGAUGUAAUAAUGUUGUAUUAUAAAAGAGACAAAACACCUCAAAUGUUCACAACAAGCUUUUUCAGAAUAAGAAUCCAGAUGCGAAAGGCAGUUUAAGUAAUAUACAUCUGAGUUGUUGCACUCACACUAAAAGCGCAUUCACAGCAUAUGAAAUCAUGCUGAAUAGACACCAUGAUACAGAUAGUCUCCAAUUAGACCUGCA